This is a messenger RNA of Notolabrus celidotus (New Zealand spotty), 968 nucleotides long. Its product is annotated as cell division control protein 42 homolog. NCBI's taxonomy places the organism in Eukaryota, Metazoa, Chordata, Actinopteri, Labriformes, Labridae. The coding region runs from base 133 to 708 and encodes 191 amino acids. Gene Ontology annotation, cellular component: dendritic spine. Gene Ontology annotation, biological process: small GTPase-mediated signal transduction; modification of synaptic structure. The transcript is spliced from 7 exons. Gene Ontology annotation, molecular function: GTPase activity; GTP binding. The record is from RefSeq and is a predicted model, not a curated record.
ACAGAAACCAGAGGAACAUGAACCUACCAUAUGCUGUAUUUCCGACUUCCGCACAGAGGGAAGAGGAGCUGACGGGAAGCACCUGAACGCACCACACCAUUACAGGCACUCCAGCGGCUGAGAACAGACGAGAUGCAGACCAUAAAGUGCGUGGUGGUGGGCGACGGCGCCGUUGGAAAGACGUGCCUGCUCAUCUCCUACACCACCAACAAGUUCCCCUCCGAAUACGUCCCCACGGUCUUUGAUAACUAUGCAGUGACAGUGAUGAUCGGCGGGGAGCCGUACACUCUGGGACUGUUUGACACUGCAGGUCAGGAGGACUACGACAGGCUGCGACCUCUCAGCUACCCUCAGACCGACGUCUUCCUCGUCUGUUUCUCCGUCGUAUCGCCUUCAUCUUUUGAGAACGUCAGAGAGAAGUGGGUGCCAGAGAUCACACAUCACUGCCCGCGGACGCCUUACCUGCUGGUCGGGACUCAGGUGGAUCUGAGAGAUGACAGCAACACUCUGGAGAAGCUGGCCAAGAACAAGCAGCGAGCUCUGACCUGCGAGGCUGCCGAGAAGCUGGCCCGGGAGCUGAAGGCCGUCAAAUACGUGGAGUGUUCGGCUCUCACGCAGAAAGGACUGAAGAACGUGUUCGAUGAGGCCAUCCUGGCUGCUCUGGAGCCUCCAGACACCAAACCCAAGAAACGCUGCGUGCUGCUAUAGACGCCACAACAGAGCGUGGAAGAGGAAGAGGUGGAGGUGGAGAUGUUUUUACUUGACGGUUGAGUGCCAACAGCGUGAGCGAAUCACCGGCCCCUGCUUUGAUGAAAUAAACCACCCUCAUGAGAAGCUUCAAAUAGCAGCAAAACAAAGACAUGUGAGCAAUAAGUAGAGAUGUGAAAAAGUGCUCUGUAUUGAAAGAUGAAUGUUGGACCUGGUGGGUGUUUGGAAAAAUAAAAACAAAACUUGAAUUUUUGCUUCAA